AUGUCGCAACCAACUCAUAAUCGCGUCUUCAACCAUGUUGCCAUCUCGGUUCCCGACUGCAAGGCAGCAUCAGAGUGGUACAAUAAGGUAUUCGGUUUUCAGUUAGUCGGCAAUCAAAUCCACCAUAUCGCGCGCAGCGAACGACCAAACGAUCCCAUCUUUAGCAUUUACCCUGCAUCCCUAAACGAAGUCAACAUGGCCUACAUGACCACUGGUAACGGCAUCGGUUUCGAGAUCUUCGAGUUCUGCGACCCGAAAACAUAUGUACCGGACACAGCGUUCGAAUAUCAUCGAGGGGGCUUCUUCCAUGUCUGUGUGACUGAUUCAGACCCGGACUCUCUCGCUACUAGGAUGGUCCACGCGGGAGGGAAGAGGAUCGGGUCCACUGUACACCCGGUCAGAGACGUUAUCUGUCUGUAUGCAUCUGAUCCAUGGGAGAAUGUGGUGGAGAUACUCGAUGCUAGCUUCGACCGGAUGGCGACCCUGGCGUCAGCUGGGAAGAGAUGA
This is a messenger RNA of Aspergillus bombycis, 507 nucleotides long. RefSeq lists its product as uncharacterized. Gene Ontology annotation, molecular function: methylmalonyl-CoA epimerase activity. Lineage: Eukaryota; Fungi; Ascomycota; Eurotiomycetes; Eurotiales; Aspergillaceae. The transcript has 2 exons. Gene Ontology annotation, biological process: L-methylmalonyl-CoA metabolic process. Bases 1 to 507 code for a protein of 168 amino acids. The record is from RefSeq and is a predicted model, not a curated record.